This is a messenger RNA of Rhipicephalus sanguineus (brown dog tick), 344 nucleotides long. RefSeq names its product chymotrypsin inhibitor Ani s 6-like. The coding region runs from base 2 to 277 and encodes 91 amino acids. The record is from RefSeq and is a predicted model, not a curated record. The transcript is spliced from 2 exons. NCBI's taxonomy places the organism in Eukaryota, Metazoa, Arthropoda, Arachnida, Ixodida, Ixodidae.
GAUGCCAAAGUUAUUUAUCGUCGUGGUCGUACUUGUCACCGUGGUUGCUGUGCUUUCAGCGCCAUCGUGUCCCAAGGACGAAGAGUAUCGAACUGUGGGAGCGUGCGACCCUGUCAACUGCCCGGAAACAAAACCGACUCCGCCCACUCCCGGCAAAGAGAAACCUCCGAAAUUGUGUACCCUGCAAGCGUUCACGGGAUGUUUCUGCCGUGCCGGCCUGUACCGAAGAAAGUCCGACAAGAAAUGCGUCCCCAUGGACCAGUGCUGGAGCAAAUAGAGUCGCUUCACUCAAAGCGGUGCGUACGCAUCGAUGACUCUUCGUGGAAAACGCAAAAAUAAAUGUG